GACAGCCACCAGGGGGCAACACCAUGUUGUAACCUCACCACACUGAAGACGGUUCGCUGCCUUAUGCGAGUUGUACCCGGGACUGAGAGAAAGAAUUAAACUCUCUGCUAUUAUUUUAGUUGGAUUAUCAACAAUACAUCGCUGCUUUCCUCUGUGAGAUAGACACCUCCUCUUGAGGGUUUUUAAAACAGUGUCACCUUACCGCUGGUGGUCUUUACAUUGUGUAACAUCAACGGAGGAAAUUAAAGCCCGUUAUGUUCAAUCCGCACCACCACCAGCAGCAGCAACAGCAGCAGCAGCAGCAGCAACAAUUUCACCAGCACCUGCGGCAGCUACAACAACUUUUCCAGCAGCAGCCUCCACCUCCCCCUCCGCCACAGCCGCCUCCUCGGCAUCAUGUCGCCCAUCACCACCACCAGGCACAGCGAUCCCUUCCUGGCGCUCAGCAGUCAGCCCCUCCUCCCAGGAUGGUCAACAUGGGCCAGGGGUCCAUGGCCCCUAAUCCCAUGCUGCAGGGGGCCCUACUGAUGCAGCAGAUGCAGGGUAGCAUGCGGGGCUUUGGGAUGGCUAGACAGCAGUUCCGUCAGUUCUUCACUGCCGGGUCCAGGAACUCUCUGCUCGGCCCGGUCCCCAUGGGCAUGGCCAUGAAGUCCCCCAUGAUGGGUUACCCAGCUCCCCGACAGUACCACCAGCACGCUCGCUACUACAACAACAACAACAACAACACCCCCACCACAGCCUCUUCGUCCUUCUCUUCCACCACUACUUCCACCACUACUGCGGACACUGCAGCCCGUCAGCCUGACAGGAAGAGGGACAGCGAGCAGAUGGCCUCAGGGAGCACAGACGACCAACCAGCAGCUAGCAGUACCAAUGAAGCCGGGGACAAGACUGAAACAGAUGGUGCCGUGGGAGGAGUGGAUGAACCAACGCAGUCGUCUGAGGAGCAACUUGAAGAACCUGUAGUCAAGAAGCAGAGGACAGAUGGGUCAGAGAAUCCCAAGGAGCACUGUGGUGUUGAGACGAUCACCAUCGCAGAUACAGAUGGGGAUAUUCUGUUUUCAGAUAGUAACAGCAACACAGAGGACAGCCAGCCUGGAGACUGCAUCCUUAUGGAGGAAGGAGGCUCCCCUGGGGGGUCGGAUGUUGUUGAGGCACUGGAGGAGAGCAGAGCUACUGAGGAGCACAGCCAUUUGUCAGCUACGUCCCCACCAGGCAGGCUGAGUGAAGAGGACCAGCAGGGGGAUUUCCUCUCAGAGGGGAAAGACGCCUCUUUAGCUUCAGCAGACAACCAGGAGGAAGAGGAGGGUGUAGCAGAUGGCACCAAUAAGUUCUACUGCUACCUUUGCAGCAUUACCUGCCACAACCAGCAAAACUUCAAGAGUCAUAUGAACAGUGUUUCGCACCAGCAGAGGAUGAUGGAGAUCCAACACAUGAGCAAUGCCUGCCUGGUCACCCUGAUGCCACGAGUGCACGAGUCCCUACAGGAAGCAAUUAAAGACGGAGAGAAGAGGUCUGACUUGAAGCAUUGGUGUGCCACCUGUCACACCCACUUCACCAGUAGCCUCACAGAGCACCGUCGCACCGAGGAACACAAACUUGCCAGCAGAGCCGUCAUCUCCUCCUGCACCGUCUGCAAGAAACGUUUCAGGACCUCCCAGAUUUUUGUGGAGCACUUGCGGUCUCAGGAUCACAGACGGAAAGUGGAGGAGCUCCAGGAACAGGAAGGCUGCGAGGCCUUAGGCAAGCUGACGGAGCUGGACACAGAGGGCUUCUCAUUGGAGGAGGUGGAUGGCGAGGAGGUGGAGGAGGAGGAGGAGGAGGAGGAGGAAGAGGAUAAACAGAUGAACGAACAGGAUGACUGUUCCUCCGUUAAAGAAGUGACUCUGAAGGACAUGGCCAGUGACGAGCAGUAUGACGCUGACACAGUCUAUGGGUCCAGUUUUUUUGUUCCAGUCGCAGGUUUUAUCUGCAGACUCUGCAACAAGUUCUACCACUUUGAAUCCUCUGCCCUGCACACUCACUGCAAAUCAAUGAAGCACUUUGAGAAGCUCAAGGGGUACCGAGAUUUGAAGAGCGACGCUGUUGAAUCUUCCAGAGAGUGUCUCCCCGCUGCAGACAGCCUCAGGCCUCCUGUGACCGAGACCCCCACAGUCUGUUCUGAGGAAACCUCCCCCUCUGAGGAAACCUCCCCCUCUGAGGAAAACUCUGUUUUACUGACAAACCCAGAAACCCAGCAACAGGAGGAGGAAGAAGCAGAACCAACCUCACAGCACGUUGUCAGCACCUCAGCCACCAGCACUGACAGCACAGACCAAGAGCUCCGCCUCCAACUGAAAGAAGAAGAGACAACGAAAGGAGAAGAGACAACGAAAGGAGAAGAGACAACAACAUCCCAGGACUCUGUAGAUAUGGAGGGGCCAGUUGAGCCUCCUGCUGCCAGCGGAGAGGAGCCAGUUGCUAUUAAAGAAGAAGAAGAGGAGGAGGAGAAGGAGGAGGAGAAGGAGGAGGAAGAGGAGGAGGAGGAAGAGAUGGAGGAAGUGAUGGAGGAAGAGAUGGAGGAAGAGAUGGAGGUUCCUGCUGUCCCAGGGAAAAAGAAGGCAAAAGCUAAACCCAAACGCAAGACGGGGAGGGCCACAAACAGACGCUGAGUCAGAGAGGAGGUGGGGAAAGAGUGGAACCUGGCAGAAAUGUAACCUGAUACUGACCGGAUGUGUCCGUAUGUGAUGAGGUGCUUUCAUGAAACUGAGACCAAGGUGUGAGCAGCCCCGCUUCUCUCCAUGUCGGAAAGUCUGAAUUUACCACACACAUGUAGGAAGAUUGAUAAUAUUGGUGGAACAUGACUUCCCAUGUGAUGCUCUCCCGGGGUGGGAAAUUAACACCUGACAGCUAUAGCAUACAUGUUAAACCAGUGGGUCCAAAUGUUGGCUCGUGGUCAAAGAAUGAUGUCGCAUCAUCUCUAGCCUCACCAUUACAUUACAGCAAUACACAUUAGGUCAUUGUAGUUCAGAUCAAACUGUUUUCCUUAUAAAGAGAAGCUUCUUCUACAAAAACCAUCAACUUGAUACCAUUCUGUCCCAAUUUCUUCCUUCAUACUAAAAUCAAAGCAUUUUCGGCAUGUUUAUUGCAAUGUGUAGUUAACUCAAAAAGUCACUUGCACACAGGUGGUAAAAAAAAAAGACGCUUUGUGAACCCCCCAAGUAAACUAAAAGUGUAUUUAAAUUGUAGUAACUUUAGCGGUCCCUAAAUUUCAUCUCGUUCCAUCAUCAGGUACAAAUCUUAUCUUGUGUCAAAUGUAAUUUAUGACCUUUUACCAUAUGUCUUCAGCUGAAGUACAACCACACAGAGCCACAAGUGAACUAUACUGCAAUGAAUUGACUGUUAACAAGUAGAAUGGGAUUGAGACACUGAUAAAAGCGUAUAGUAUAUAUACCUAGACAGUUUUUUAAUGUAAAGUAUUACAUGCAUUUCCCAAACAAGUAGAUCUGCAUUUGACAUCUGCUUAAAAGAGCAAUUACCCCAUCUUCCAGAACUAUUUAUUAAAAUCACUGUAAUUGCUUAUGACCCCUAAAUGAACAGCAUCUAGGCUUUUUAUAAUUAUGCUGCGUUCAAGUACCCAAAUAGGCUGGUAGUCCCUCCAAAACGUUAAUUUUCCACCCUGCUGUGCUCAAGGAUCAGGAUAUUGUUUUUGCUCAUUAUUAAGCUAGCUAGAAGAGUGAUUGUUAUUUUAAUAUAACGUACAAGUGGAGACAUGUUCAAUAAUGGCACAUGCUUAUAGAGAGCUGAAAGGAGAAUGUAAGCAAUGUAAGUGUUUGAGCGAAUAACGUCUUUUGUUUUUCAAACUAAAGUGUUAAACAGGGUACUUUUAGAUGGAGUAUUGAGACAUAUUUUUUUCUUAAUAACGUGUUUAAAAUGUGUUGGGAUUCAACAGGCUCUAAACACAAAAGUCUGCACUAUCUGCUCAUUUGGAUAUUUGAAAGCUUGUCGGUUUAGACAUAUGCUGCUGGGUAUUAAAGAUUGACCCACAAAUCAGUCUUCUAACUCAUAAUUCAUAACGAUAAAAGCGUAGAAUGGAUAGUAGAGUGUGCCUGCAUUCAGAAAAAAAGUGUUUUCCAUUGUCUUACAAUGCUGUUAGUGGUAGUUGCUCAUUUUCCUCUAAUUUAUCAUUGCAUUGAUUUUCUAAGAUAUUUGUGUUUGCUAUACACUGGACAGAAGAAACCACAGUUAUUGUGAGGAGGAAAGUGUUUCUAUUUAAUUUAACAAACGGACUGAGUAGCAGUCACACAGUAGACCAUCCCAUGAUCAUACAAAUGUGUAACUUUGGUUCCAGCAUUUCAGCAGUCACAAGGUUUGAGGACUAGUGUGGCGUUCUGGAAACAUUUCAUCGUCCACAUCGGAGAAGGAUAUUUUGAAGCACACAAGUGGUUUGCUGACGCAUGUAGCAACUAUUGUAGUCUUGGUGGUGACUGUCACAUGACACGUACUUAUGAUGAAGAAGUGAAGCUCAGAACGGAAGAGAGAAAAGGACGUAAAAGAUAAUUUCAGACAAAGCUGUAUGUUUCUUAUUGUAUUUUUAUUCAGCUACUGACUAAAUGGAGGUGAAUAAACGGGAUGUUUUCUAACUGCUGGAAGUUAUGGAUUUGGGGAUUUUUGUUUUCUGUUGGGGGGGUUCAUUUUAAUUUCUAUUAAAAUGUCUGACAAUUCC
Messenger RNA from Gymnodraco acuticeps, 4705 nucleotides. It is a transcript of the gene ciz1a, whose product is annotated as cdkn1a interacting zinc finger protein 1a. Gene Ontology annotation, molecular function: zinc ion binding; nucleic acid binding. The coding region runs from base 255 to 2651 and encodes 798 amino acids. NCBI's taxonomy places the organism in Eukaryota, Metazoa, Chordata, Actinopteri, Perciformes, Bathydraconidae. The record is from RefSeq and is a predicted model, not a curated record. Gene Ontology annotation, cellular component: nucleus. The transcript has 16 exons.